This is a messenger RNA of Bombyx mandarina (wild silkworm), 1209 nucleotides long. RefSeq names its product mediator complex subunit 19 (gene MED19). Gene Ontology annotation, molecular function: transcription coregulator activity; transcription factor binding. Gene Ontology annotation, biological process: positive regulation of transcription by RNA polymerase II. Lineage: Eukaryota; Metazoa; Arthropoda; Insecta; Lepidoptera; Bombycidae. Gene Ontology annotation, cellular component: mediator complex. The record is from RefSeq and is a predicted model, not a curated record.
AGCUUGGGAGUAGGGAAGGUCUUUUUAAUUUUUUGUGAUUUUGUUUAGAGUAUUUAAUUUAUUUAAGUUCGUUUCGUAGAUAAUGGUCAUCCAAGAUGAUGUCUGAUCAGUUUAGGAAAGUAGAACCAUAUUCGCCAAAAUCGUCGCCGAGGGGUGCGAGGUCACCAGUCGUCUCUCGCCAAGAUUCUUCUGGUACACUCAAAACUACUAUAUCCUUAGGCAAAAACCCGUCUAUAGUGCACAGCGGACCAUUCUAUUUGAUGAAAGAACCCCCGGGAGAAUGUGAACUGACAGGCGCUACAAAUUUAAUGGCCUACUAUGGACUUGUACAUUCUUACAGUAAGUUUAACGGCAAAAAGCUGAAGGAAUCCCUAUCAUCUUUCCUUCCGAACCUGCCGGGCAUCGUUGACGGACCUGGGCAGGACGAUAACAGUACUCUAAGUUCAGUUAUAGCUAAGAGACCAAUUGGUGGUAAAGAAUUACUGCCAUUAACUAGUGCUCAGUUGGCAGGUUUUCGAUUACACCCUGGCCCACUUCCUGAGCAGUACAGAUAUGUGAGUGCAACACCACCAAAGCGACAUAAAAGCAAACAUAAGAAACAUAAGCAUAAAGACGGUGCGCCUCCUGGGCAAGAGACACCUUUACAAGAUUCAUCAAAUCCAGACACAUAUGAGAAAAAGCAUAAGAAGCAAAAACGUCAUGACGAUGAGAAAGAACGAAAGAAGAGAAAAAAAGAGAAAAAGAGAAAAAAGCAAAAACACAGCCCUGAGCAUGGAGGCCUUACACCAAACCAACAUCCAUUACCGUAAAUAUAAGUGUACAAGUAGGUUUAAGUCGAAUAUUGAGCCCAAAGAGAGUAUUGUACUAAAGAUGACUAAAAAUUAGUAAUUCAUUGUGUUCUAGUGAUAUUCCAUUACUAGUGAAAUGUACCUCUACACUUUGUUGUGCAUAUGACUAAAUGUAUGAACGGCACUCAUUUUUUGAAACUACACUUGCUAUCUAUCAUAAGUUGAUUGUAAUACGAUCGAAUGUUGUUAACAUUUCAUUAAAGUGGAAAGUUUCCUCAAUUGGUUGAAUGAUAUAAUAACACAAGAAGAAUAACAUACAAUUGGUUGUGGCCUAAAGGAUAAGACGUCUGGUGCAUUCAUGUUAAGCGAUGCACUGGUGUUCGAAUCCCAGGCAAGUACCAAUUCUUUUAAUGAAAUACAU